Perognathus longimembris pacificus (Pacific pocket mouse) is the source of this 2940-nucleotide messenger RNA. It is a transcript of the gene Nefh, whose product is annotated as neurofilament heavy chain. Gene Ontology annotation, molecular function: structural constituent of postsynaptic intermediate filament cytoskeleton. The record is from RefSeq and is a predicted model, not a curated record. Gene Ontology annotation, biological process: axon development. Gene Ontology annotation, cellular component: neurofilament; axon. Lineage: Eukaryota; Metazoa; Chordata; Mammalia; Rodentia; Heteromyidae. Bases 1 to 2940 code for a protein of 979 amino acids. The transcript is spliced from 4 exons.
AUGAUGAGCUACGGCGGCGGCGGCGCGGAGGCGCUGCUGGGCGCCCCGUUCGCGCCGCUCUACGGAGGCGGCGGCCUGCACUACGCGCUGUCCCGCAAGGGCGGCGCGGGCGGCCCGCGCUCGGCGGCCGGCUCCUCCAGCGGCUUCCACUCGUGGGCGCGGACGUCCGCGAGCUCCGUGUCGGCUUCCCCCAGCCGCUUCCGCGGGGCGGGCGCCGCCUCGAGCACCGACUCGCUGGACACGGUGAGCAACGGGCCGGAGGGCUGCGUGGUGGCGGCGCGCAGCGAGAAGGAGCAGCUGCAGGCGCUGAACGACCGCUUCGCCGGCUACAUCGACAAGGUGCGGCAGCUCGAGGCGCACAACCGCAGCCUGGAGGGCGAGGCGGCGGCGCUGCGGCAGCAGCAGGCGGGCCGCGCCGCCAUGGGCGAGCUGUACGAGCGCGAGGUGCGCGAGAUGCGCGGCGCCGUGCUGCGCCUGGGCGCGGCGCGCGGGCAGCUGCGCCUGGAGCAGGAGCACUUGCUCGAGGACAUCGCCCACGUGCGCCAGCGCCUAGACGACGAGGCCCGGCAGCGCGAGGAGGCCGAGGCGGCGGCGCGCGCCCUCGCGCGCUUCGCGCAGGAGGCCGACGCGGCGCGGGCGGAGCUGCAGAAGAAGGCUCAGGCGCUGCAGGAGGAGUGCGGCUACCUGCGGCGCCUCCACCAGGAGGAGGUGGGCGAGCUGCUCGGCCAGAUCCAGGGCUGCGGCGCCACGCAGGCGCAGGCGCAAGCCGAGGCGCGGGACGCCCUCAAGUGCGACGUGACGUCGGCGCUGCGCGAGAUCCGCGCUCAGCUGGAAGGCCAAACGGUGCAGAGCACGCUGCAGUCGGAGGAGUGGUUCCGAGUGAGGCUGGACCGACUGUCAGAAGCAGCCAAAGUGAAUUCAGAUGCCAUGCGCUCUGCUCAGGAGGAAAUCAGUGAGUACCGGCGUCAGCUGCAGGCCAGGACCACAGAGCUGGAGGCACUGAAGAGCACCAAAGAUUCCCUCGAGAGACAGCGCUCUGAGCUGGAGGACCGUCACCAGGCUGACAUUAUGUCCUACCAGGAAGCCAUUCAGCAGCUGGACAAUGAGCUGAGGAAUACCAAGUGGGAGAUGGCGGCCCAGCUCCGGGAGUACCAGGACUUGCUCAAUGUAAAGAUGGCCUUGGAUAUUGAGAUUGCUGCUUAUAGAAAACUCCUGGAAGGUGAAGAGUGUCGGAUUGGCUUUGGCCCCAGCCCUUUCUCUCUCCCAGAGGGACUCCCAAAAAUUCCCUCUACAUCCACUCACAUAAAAGUGAAAAGUGAAGAGAAGAUCAAGGUGGUAGAAAAGUCAGAGAAGGAAACCGUGAUUGUGGAGGAACAAACAGAAGAGAUCCAAGUGACUGAAGAAGUGACUGAAGAAGAGGAGAAAGAGGCCCAAGAAGAAGAAGAGGGGGGAGAAAAGGAGGAAGCAGAAGAGGCAGGAGAAGAAGAAGAAGAAAAAGGAGAAGCAACAGCUACAAAGUCGCCCUCAGCAGAAGAGGCAACAUCCCCAGAAAAGGAGACGAAGUCCCCAGUUCAGGAAGAGGCCAAGUCCCCAGCUGAGGUGAAAUCCCCUGAGAUGGCCAAGAGUCCAGCAAGGGAGGAAUCCAAGUCCCCAGAGAAGGCCAAGUCUCCCAUGGAAGAGGUCAAGUCCCCAGACAAGGUCAAGUCCCCCACAGAAGUCAAGUCCCCAGUAGAGGUCAAGUCCCCUGAGAAGGUCAAGUCCCCAGAAGAGGUCAAGUCCCCUGAGAAGGUCAAGUCCCCAGCAGAGGCCAAGUCCCCAGCAGAGGUCAAGUCCCCAGCAGAGGCCAAGUCCCCAGCAGAGGUCAAGUCCCCAGCAGAGGCUAAGUCCCCAGACAAGGUUAAGUCCCCAGCAGAGGUCAAGUCCCCAGAGAAGGAAGAAGCCAAGUCCUCUGAGAAGGCCAAGACUCUGGAUGUGAAGUCUCCAGAAGCCAAGACCCCUGUGAAGGAAGGAACCAGGUCCCCCGCGGAUGUCAAAUCCCCUGAGAAGGCCAAAAGCCCCGUGAAGGAGGAGGCCAAGGCUCCUGUGAAAGAGGAGGCCAAGUCCCCUGUAAAGGAAGAGGCCAAGUCCCCCAUAAAGGAAGAGGCCAAGGCCCCCACAAAGGAGGCGGCCAAGGCUCCUGAGAAGGCCAAGUCCCCAGCAAAGGAGGAGGCCAAGUCCCCUGCAAAGGAGGAGGCCAAGUCCCCUGCAAAGGAGGAGGCCAAGUCCCCUGCGAAGGAGGAGGCCAAGGCUCCUGAGAAGGAGGUCCCCAAGAAGGAAGAGGUAAAAUCCCCUGUAAAGGAGGAGGUGAAAGCCAAAGAGCCCCCAAAGAAGGUAGAGGAAGACAAGACUCAAGCCACACAAAAAACGGAGGGAAAGGACAGCAAGAAGGAUGAGAGUCCCAAAAAGGAGGCCUCAAAGGAGGCUGAGGAGAAGAAGGAAGCUGCUGCAGAAAAGCCCCAAGAACCCAAAGUGGAAGCCAAGAAGGAAGAGGGAGGAGAUAAGAAAAAAGCAGCAACUUCAGAGGAGGCUCUGACCAAGGAGGAGGUAAAGGAAGAGGCUAAACCCAAAGAGAAGACCGAGGAGACCAAGGCCAAAGAGCCCAGCAAACCUGCAGAGAAAGAGCCAGAAAAGCCAAAGAAAGAAGAGACACUGGCAGCACCAGAAAAGAAAGACACCAAAGAAGAGAAGGCCGCAGAAGGCAAGAAGCCCGAGGAGAAACCCAAAGCAGAGGCCAAGGGCAAGGAGGAUGAGCGGAGCCUCCCUAAGGAGCCCAGCAAGGAGGCCCCCACACCUAGCAAGCCCAAGACGGAGAAGGCCGAAAAAUCCUCCAGCACAGACCAAAAAGACAGCAAGCCUACAGAGAAGGACUCAAAGGACAAGGCAGCCAAGGGGGAGAAGUAA